Messenger RNA from Fopius arisanus, 1057 nucleotides. RefSeq lists its product as uncharacterized. The record is from RefSeq and is a predicted model, not a curated record. The transcript has 4 exons. Bases 173 to 826 code for a protein of 217 amino acids. Lineage: Eukaryota; Metazoa; Arthropoda; Insecta; Hymenoptera; Braconidae.
CACUGGUAUUCACUGUGGAGAUCGAGUAGGGGGUGAAUGAUACCCAUCGUUGUGGCGCAUUCACUCUUCAGAUAAUUCAAGUGAUAAGCGUGGAAACUUUAAGCAGAGAACGACACGAAUAUUCGUUGGAAAUCUUUUCGUUGGAAUUCAGAAAAUCAAUUGGACAACGGCCAUGAAAAUUGUUAUAAGAAUGUUCUUGAUGGAAAUCAUAAUGCUAUCAUCGUCUUGUGGUCUGCCCAUUUAUGAAAUGCAAUCGUACCAUUCAUCGUCAGAUGUAAAGGAUUCUGAAUUUAUGCCUAUGAUUACUUCAUCAUGCACUUCCAACGGCGGAUGUUGGGGUUGGUUGUCAACAGGUCGCAAUCGGACUAACGGACCCCAAAAGUUAAAUGCUCAUCGUCGCCAUGAUAAUUUCAACAUCUCAACAUUUCAACAAAAUUCCGAAACAGAAGCAGAUGCUCCCCUGAAAUCUCCGAUUGUUAAAGGAGUAGUCGAAGACGCAAGAUCAAUGUUGUCAGUACUUCGGAGAAUUCCAAGUAAUAAACCGGUUAAAAAAGAUGCAUUUAAUGCGCGGAGUUGGGGUGCUGGUGGUAUGCCAUUUUCCGUUCUCUACAUGAAUCCACAUGGAACACGAAUGAGCCAUCCUACUCCAGAUACACCAAAAAAACCUAGUGAGUUACCUAAGAAGUUAGCGGACGUUCACGCGACUACUUCAAAACAACAAAAUAAUCGAGUAACUGUGAGAAAUGGUACAUCAUCGACACGAAGACAGUAUUCAAUAAUACCCCAACUAUUUAUAUCCUACGGUUGGGGGCCAUUUGGGAAAUAAAGAUCAAUUAUUUGUCAUAUUGGUUGAAGAUUGAUCUCAUUAGGCCCUAAUAAUGCAAUGGACAGUAAAUGUUAGAUAAAAUCUAGUUAUAGAUUCCACAAACCACUUCCUGUCAAUUUUUGUGAUUUAUUAUUUUUCCGUGUAAAUUUAUGCAGACACGACUGUUAUAAACUAUUCACUCGUAGAAAAUUAAAGCCUGCACUUAAAUAUAAAUUUAUUGAAUUAUAUAAA